Molecule: messenger RNA, 1925 nt
Organism: Myxocyprinus asiaticus (Chinese sucker)
Lineage: Eukaryota; Metazoa; Chordata; Actinopteri; Cypriniformes; Catostomidae
Product: CBY1-interacting BAR domain-containing protein 2-like
Exons: 8
Coding region: 1-966 (321 amino acids)
Biological process (GO): cilium assembly
Cellular component (GO): ciliary transition zone; ciliary basal body
Source: RefSeq, a predicted model, not a curated record
AUGACUCUAGCUCUUCACCUAGUGGAUAAUGUCUGUAAUUCUUUCAUGUCCAGAGACGCUCAGAUGAAGAUGAUGGAGGCAACUGUGAGUAAUGCAGAAACAUAUCUAGGUCAUUUCUGCUUGCUGCUUGCCUCCUACACUCGAAAGACGGCCAAACUUCGAGACAAAGCCGACAUGCUAGCGAGACAACUUCAUGACUAUGCCAGCACAGAGGAUCCAGAACUGAGCAUCUACAUGAAGAACUUCUCUGAAGAUCUGGCCAUGGUGCAAGACUACAGACAGGCGGAGGUAGAGAGGCUUGAAACAAGAGUAGUCGCCCCUCUGAAAGCAUAUGGUGAUAUAGUGAAAACUAAACGUGCCGUUCUGAAAAGGUUCAAUGCAGAUCGUAACAAAGAGCUAAAGGAACUACAGAGACUUGACAGGAUCAAGCAGAAUAACCCAGGAGACAGACAAAGCAUUUCACAGGCAGAAGUGAAUGUCCAGAAAGCCACCAUCAACACAGACAGAAGCACCAGACAGAUGGAAGCGACCAUCAUUGACUUCCAGAGACAGAAACUUGAGGACUUAAAAAAGAUUUUUAUGGACUUUAUUAUGGUUGAGAUGCUGUUUCAUGCUAAAGCACUGGAAGUUUACACACACACCUUCCAGAACAUGCAAACAAUGGACAUAGACAGAGACAUGGAGACUUUUAGGAACCGUAUCCACGUGACUGAUUCCUAUCUGAGUUCUCAGCCUCUGCAGACUUUGACAAUGAGCCGCUACCCCAGCCCUCCAUCCUCCCCACACAGAUCUACAGCAGAUAUACCUAAACCACCUUUGAGGAGAACUUUGCCCAAGCAGACAGAGACUAAAUAUGAAGAGGAAGAAGAGGAAGAAGAUGAUGAGACAUAUGUGUCUGAGGAGGAAGAGGAACCCCACACAUUCAGACAAUCUUAUGCUGCUGAAUAUAUUAAAACUCAGAGAUAGAAACAAAGUCUUUACAAAUACGGUUGUGAGAGAAUAUGCACAAUGUUCUUCUUGGAACAUUUAGUCCUUAAGUCCUUAAUUCAGACACACCUGUUAUGCAUUAUCCUGUCUCCUAAAUCAUAAUUGAUAAACUAAUUUGUGUGACUCUCAAAUAAACAUUUUUCAAUGUGAUAAUAAAAGCUGAGUGAUGAUAUAAACUGUUUUGUACAACCCCAAUUCCGAAAAAGGAGUUAUCUGUAAAUUCGAUUCACCCUGUGCUACAGCAGAUUAUUUGAUGUUUUACCUUGUGAAUUUAAUUGUUUUAUUUUUUAGAUAUACACUCAUUUGAAAUCAACACACUCCAAUUAAGUUGUUUUUGAAAUUGUAUAUUUAUAUAUUUUAAUGCAUCUGUUUAUUUAAUAAACAUACAUUGCUAAAUAAAUGGGGGAAAGAACGUUUCAUAGUUAGCAUAACGUCUUCUCUGAAGGGUCUGAAGGGGCUGACUGCACGCCACUGCUAUAUGGAGAAAGACAAACCUCUCAAACUGAUAUCCCCUACAUUAUCAACAGCACUGUCGAGGUGAAGAGGAGACAAAUAGUCCUACAUAUCAUCAGUUUCUAAAAUACACAUCAUCAUUCUUACUAAAAGGUUUAUAUACUAUAUAUAUAUAUAUAUAUAUAUAUAUACUGUAGGAACACUAACUGGUAACUUGAACAGAUUCAUAUUAAAUCUAUCAGGGCAAAACUUUUACACUUUAUUUUUAUUACAACUGUGAAAGUUGUAGUUAAAGGUUUCUAACAGUGUUUAGGCUGUUAGUAUUUUUAUAACAAAUACUAUAGUUUUUAUUUUAGAAAAGACUAUAAACAUUAACCUAAGCUCAUAAUGUGGAGCCAUCCAUGGUCUUAACAGUGGUAAUGGCCUUAUCAUUACAAAUGCCACUGUUAAACAAUACAGAACAAUGGUAAACUUAAUGAAGGGGU